Apus apus (common swift) is the source of this 4035-nucleotide messenger RNA. RefSeq names its product testis-expressed protein 2-like. Bases 548 to 3106 code for a protein of 852 amino acids. Lineage: Eukaryota; Metazoa; Chordata; Aves; Apodiformes; Apodidae. The record is from RefSeq and is a predicted model, not a curated record. Gene Ontology annotation, molecular function: lipid binding. Gene Ontology annotation, cellular component: endoplasmic reticulum. The transcript has 13 exons.
CGCACGGUCCUGCGGAUGCUCCGGCACCGGCAGCGGUGAGAUCCAAACCGACACAGGGAACAAGACGCACCCUCCGCCUCCAGCACCGGCUCCGACACCGUUAGCGACACCGUCUCUUCUCUCUCGGCACCGGCAUCAGUCCUUGGAUCAGGACCGGCCGGCCUCCGCCAGCACCGGCACCAGCUCUUUUUCCCUGGUGCAAGGGUCCGGUCCUCCCCGGCCAACGGGGCUGAGCCUCCCGUCACCCUCCCCCCCCCGGUUCUCUCCCGGAACCAGCCCGUCUCCCCGGCAGCACCGGGAUCUCUCAGCCUCCUCCAGCACCAGGACCGACCCUUCCCCGGUUCACCGGGACCUCCCGCCUGGCUCAGCUUUUAAAACCCACAGACAGCGGCGCGGUGGGAACACAAAGCCAGGCACGGCGGAGCGGAGCCCCGAGCCCUCCCCAGGGACAGGGGAGCCGGAAUCCCCCGAGCCCGCCCAGGACGGGGAGCAGUGGCCGGGCAGGACCAGCCGAGGACCAGCCCCGGGAGCUCCUGCACCGUCGGCGAUGCGAGCGAUGGCAGACCAGGCUGCCGCCGCGCUGGACUCCUCCCCGACCCCGGCACCGUCCCCAGGCUCCCCUCGGCGCGGGGACACCGACCCCAGGGAGGACAACGGCACCCGGGAUGGCUGCGGGCUCGUUUUCACCGGGGACAGGGACACGAAGCGUGCCCCCUCGCCCCAGCCCGGGGGGGUGAUGCUCCUGGCUGAUCUCCCAUGGGCUGCCCAGCCCCGGCUCAGCCCGGCCAAGUCCCGCACAGCCCCGUCCUCCCCGAGCAUCUCCCCCUCGGAGAGCCGGGCUGCCCUGCUGCGGCUGCGGGAGGCCAGGCUGGAGGACACCAAGAGGCGGCUGUCGGAGGCCGUGCAGGAGCCCCUCAGCAGGCUCAGCCGGCUCAUGGCCGAGGAGAGCAGCCCUGUGCCCCGGGGGAAGGCGGCUGCCGGGGGGCAGGAGGUGGGGGGCAGUCCCGGGACUGGGGGACGCCGGGUGAGGGACUGGAGCCCUUGGGAGCCCACCCUGAACUGCCGCUAUGAGAUCUGCUCCUACGGGGACAUGAUCCAGGUGGUGGAGGUGGCUCAGCCGGAUGCAGAACCCCGGCUGCCACCACCCCAGGAGCCGCCGGCAGCACAGCCGGGGGAGGCGGUGCCGGGCAGGGCUCUGGUCUCCAUCGCCCUCCUGGCCUACGGCUACUUCAUCCUGCCACUGCCGCCCUACGCCGCGGGCCUCUGCCUGGGGCUCAUCUGCGGGCUGCUGCUGGGCUUCCUCACCAUCCUCCUCCUCAUGCCGAAGCUUCCGUCGGUGGCACAGGGACCACGGGGCCACCUGCGCCCCAAGCUGAUCCUGGGGGAGCCGCAGGAAACCCAUCGCCUCCAGGGCUGGAUGAACCAGCUGCACAGCUACGACCCUGAGCUUUUCCACCCCUCGCUGACGCACUCGGUGCUCGCCACGCUGGAUGGGGCCACCCUCAAGCUCUCCUACCCCAAGAGCAACAUCCCACGCCGAGCUACAUUCGAGGAGGAAAUCCUGGAUGCCGUCUUCAUCAGCCACCGCUGCUACAACCUGACUGAUGCCAAAGUCUUGCUCUGCCCCCCCAGCCUGGCCCGAAAGAGGACAUGGAACAAGAAAUACCCCAUCUGCAUCCUCCUCCCUGACCUGGGAGAAGUGGAGUGCAGGAGCAGUGAGGAGCACAACCCGGAGCUGCAGAGGGAUGAAGGGAUGAAGAAGGGGCCAGUGCCCGGGCAGGAUGUCCCAGGGGAUUCCAGGGAGAGGUGUCUGUACCUGUUUGGGCGGACAGGGAGGGAGAAGGAGGAGUGGUACCAGCACCUCGUGCGAGCCUCCCGUGGGACCCCCAGCAGCAGCCAUGGCGAAGGCAGGGCAGACAUGGGACUGGCUCCACAGAGCAGCGGCAGCAGCAGCGGAGGGAGCGCCGAGGACAUCCCCUCUGCCAUCCCACCUAAGGACCUGGCAGGAAGUGUCCAACAGAUUUUCCUAGAUUACAGCACCUACAUGGCCCGAUUCGUGCCAGCACAGGCAGGGGGCAGCCCAGACCACAGCCCCUCUCACGAGGUGAUGAGCAGCCCCACACCCACCAAGCUUGGCGAGGAGCAGGCGGGGCGUGGGGAGACAUGCAUGGCCUGGAUGAACGCCCUGGUGGGGCGCAUCUUCUGGGACUUCCUCCGGGAACAGUACUGGGCAGAGCAGGUGUCCAGCAAGAUCCAGAAGAAAUUGAGCAAGAUCAAGCUCCCAUAUUUCAUGAACGAGCUGGCACUGACGGAGCUGGACAUGGGCACAUCCAUCCCCUCGGUCCUCAGCGCCUCCAACCCCACUAUUGAUGACCGAGGACUCUGGGUGGACAUGGAGGUCACCUACAGUGGCUCGUUGCAGAUGACCCUGGAGACAAAGAUGAACCUCUGCAAGCUGGGGAAGGAGAGCGCUGCAGAGGAGAGCGGCCAGGCAGAGGCAGGCAGAGAGGGGGCCAGGCCACGGCUGAUCCUGCUGGCAGACAGCGACGCAGAGUCCUCCAGCGCCGGCUCCUCCGACGAGGAAGACGUGGCCACCACAGAGCCCACGGGAGCCCCUGGGGAGCGGGGCCCACCACCCGGCACCGAGGGCCACGUCAGCGGCAACAGCACGAGCCGGAAGAUCCUGCGCUUUGUGGACAAGAUUGCCAAGUCCAAGUACUUCCAGAAGGCCACUGAAAACGAGUUCAUCAAGAAGAAGAUCGAGGAGGUUUCCAACACGCCGCUGCUGCUGACGGUGGAGGUGCAGGAGCUGGCAGGCACCUUGGCUGUGAAUGUCCCACCACCACCCACGGACCGUGUCUGGUACAGCUUCCGAGUCCCACCCCAGCUGGAGCUGAAGGUGCGGCCGAAGCUGGGCGAGCGGGAGGUGACCUUCCUCCACGUCACCGAGUGGAUCGAGAAGAAGCUGCAGCACGAAUUUCAGAAAAUCCUGGUGAUGCCAAACAUGGAUGAUCUCAUCGUUCCCAUCAUGAGCUCAGGCCUGGAUCCUCAGACUCCUGCUAGAGGAGCUCCCAGGGACCUACCCAAGGGAGAGAAGAGGUUUUGAAGCACAGCAGGGCAGAGACACCACACAGGGCAUGGGGACCUCACUGGGACACGGGGCCAGCCAGGGCCUGGCCACUGAAUGCAUCCAGGGCUGUGCCAUGAGGUCUGAGCUUCUUGGUUCAUCUCAUCUUCAUCAGUUCUGUAGGUGAGCCUCCUUCUCAAACACUACAAGCACACGUUGACAGCAGAACCAGGCCCCAGGGCAAGGGGUUUGCUGGAGACCCAAGAACUUCAUGCAGCUCCUACCAAGUUCCCAGGACUGCUGGUCAGGGGGCAGCUCAGGAGCAGUGGUGGGCUCGGCUUUCCACUGUCUGGUUCCCAAAGAGGGUGCAGGACACCCAGACCAGUUCUGCACUGAAGAAGCUGAGAUCACUGCUCCAGGACAUCCCAGCUUCAAGACACACCACACAAUCCCUGCAGGCAGCUGGACUGCAAGGAAAGCAGGGGUGGGAAAUGAGUCCGACGUCUGAAUAAACCCAUCACUGGCCAGUCUGACCCAGCACCAUCUUAUUGUGCACAAGUUCCCACAUCUGCUGAGGAUGCUGCUGGGAUCAGGGGGCUUCAUGCAGAGGGAAAUCCAGGGAUCAUCCCUUCAGCCCAGCAAAAGGAGUGUCUGUGUGUGGGUGUGUGUGAGAGCUGGAGAGGGGAGAGAUGGUCAGUGGGACUGGGCAGGGCACAGGGAGGCCCUGGAUUCCCAGUGGAAACUGGGGCAGAAGUGCCAGUACCUGCUCUGCUGUCCUCCAGGAGAGGAAGGGGAAUCUUCACCAUGGUUUGGGUGCAUGCAGGCAGAGGGAAAAAAUGUCCUGGGCAAAGGAAAGGGGUGAGCCAGAGGACAGAGCACCUGGUUGUCACAGUUAGUCCCUGUCCAUAUGGGCCAGUCUCAAGCCCUACUUAUCCCAUCCCCAUCUGCUGAGGGGCCUCCAGGACACA